AUGCUGGUGGACACGGCGAGCGAUGCAUCGCCGUCAUUAGAAGGAGGAGAGAGAGGGCCCACGGCCUACGCCAGGUCCCGCGCCCGCGACAUAGCCUCGACGUUCCGCAUGUUGGUCUCGCCGGCCGUCGAAACGAUCGUCCUGGAGAUGACCAAUCUGGAGGGCUCUCGAAAAUACGGCGACGACUGGAAAAGGAUGGACGCGACCGACCUGCGGGCCUACGUCAGGCUGCUGAUCUUAGCGGGAGUGUACAGGUCCCGGGGCGAGGCCGCUGCUAGCCUUUGGGACGCCGAGAGCGGCAGGGUGAUUUUCCCCGCCACGAUGCCGCUCAAACGCUUUCACGCGUACUCCAGACUGCUGCGCUUCGACGACCGCGAGACCAGGGCCGAGAGACGCGCGACCGACAAACUGGCCGCCGUGAGAGAGGUGUGGGAUGCGUGGGCCGAGCGGCUGCCGCUCCUUUACGACCCGGGGCCCGAAGUGACGGUGAGGGGGCGCAACGUCACGUGCGACAAUUUCUUCACCUCCUACGAACUCGCGAGGCUGCUCCUGCUCAGGGACAACACCGUGGUGGGCACGGUUCGAAAGAACAGGCGAGAGAUCCCCCCCGCGCUGCUCUCGUCCAAGCGGAGAGACGUCUUCUCGUCAAAGUUUGCCUUCACGCCCAACGUCACGCUCGUCUCCUACCUCGCCAAGAAGAGCAAGAACGUGUUGCUCCUGAGCACGCGGCACGCGGCCGGCGACGUCAGCGAUCGCGCCGACGCCAAGCCCGUCAUCGUCCUGGACUACAAUCGCAACAAAGGCGGCGUGGACAACCUCGACAAGGUGACCGGGACGUACAGCUGCCGAAGGAUGACGGCUCGCUGGCGCCUCGUCGUCUUCCACAACAUCCUGGACGUGUCCGCCUACAACGCCUUUGUGAUAUGGCGAGAGGUCAACCCCGACUGGAUGCCCGGCAAGCGGAACAAGAGGAGGGUGUUUCUCGAGCGGCUGGGAAAAGCCCUCGUGGCUCCGUUCGUGGAGAGACGGGAGCGUCUGCCUCGCACGGAAGCGUCCGCCGCCUUCGUGAAAGCGGCGCGGAGGGCCAGAGCCCAUCGCGACGGGCCCGAGGAUCCGGACGGGGUCGCCGCCGCCGAGACGGAGGUUGUGCCACGCGGGGCGGCGAGUAAUCGAAAGAGGUGUCAGAUCUGCCCCUCGAAGAAGGACUCUAAAACGUACACCGUGUGCAACGGGUGUAACAAGUACAUCUGCAAGGGCUGCUCGCUGGCGCUGCCGUUCUGCCCGACGUGCGCGCGCGAUGAUCCGGCGAGGUUUAGCGCCCCCGCCAAUCUGCCGUGA
Cyclopterus lumpus (lumpfish) is the source of this 1338-nucleotide messenger RNA. RefSeq lists its product as uncharacterized. The transcript is spliced from 2 exons. NCBI's taxonomy places the organism in Eukaryota, Metazoa, Chordata, Actinopteri, Perciformes, Cyclopteridae. Bases 1 to 1338 code for a protein of 445 amino acids. The record is from RefSeq and is a predicted model, not a curated record.